Acanthaster planci (crown-of-thorns starfish) is the source of this 1928-nucleotide messenger RNA. It is a transcript of the gene ficd, whose product is annotated as FIC domain protein adenylyltransferase. NCBI's taxonomy places the organism in Eukaryota, Metazoa, Echinodermata, Asteroidea, Valvatida, Acanthasteridae. The record is from RefSeq and is a predicted model, not a curated record. Gene Ontology annotation, molecular function: protein binding.
CAAGCAUAUGUAAUCUGGUCUUGGGCACCAUACAACAUCACAAAGUUUUGACGUUUCGUCAUCAUAGUCAUGGUCGCACGGAAAAAUAUGUUUCGUAUUCCGGCUAAAAAUAUUUCAGUAUGUCAUCCAAAAUGUCUAACGACGAUAACCAACAUUUGUCCGUCAAAUCAUCGGUUAUCUUCUUCGUCUUUGGCGGGGUCGUUGUCGCCUGUCUUUUUUCUGCAAUGUCCAGAGUUGUGACCGUGUUGGAAGGCGGAACUCAGUCUCAUCAAGUUGGUACAACGUUAUCGCCGCCCACCACCGAGUCGAAAGCCGUUGGUGUGAUGGGAGAUCUGGAGCAUUGGCCCGGUAUGGACUACCACGGGAUGAGGGAUUGGCCAGUAACAGUCAGGAAUAAGCCACUUCUAAGACCAGAUUUAAAAGGAGAGGUGCUCGCUGCCUUACACCAGGCCCUUGUCGCUAAAGUCCAUGGGAAAAAUGAGAAGGCACACAAACUGUUCCAGCAUGCACUAGCUCUGGACCCCAACUAUGCCGAUGCCCUCAAUGAGUACGGCGAAUUCCUGGAGGAGGAAGAUAUUCUACGGGCAGACCAUCUGUACACCUGUGCGCUUUUGAAUAAUGCAUCUCACGUCAGGGCACUCAUCAAUUUGAGAAGAACGUCAAUUAUUGUAGAGGAAAUUGACCAGUCCAUUCUGAUGCGCAUUGAUAACAAGAGAAAUGAUUUUCUCAAAGUGCCCGCACACAGCCGGGCGUUGCAGCGUGCACAGCAGGAGAUGUACUACCAGCACGUCUAUCACACUACGGCAAUUGAGGGGAACACUCUCUCGCUGGAACAGAUGCGGAGCAUCAUUGAGACGGGGAUGGCGGUGACUGGGAAGAGCAUCUUGGAACACAACGAGAUCAUCGGCAUGAGCUCCGCCUUACAGUACAUCAACAACACCCUGAUGGGAAGGUUUGGGGACAUCUCAGUCCGGGACAUCCUGGAGAUCCACCGGCGCGUCCUGGGACACGUGGAUCCCCUGGAGGCGGGUCAAAUCCGGGCCACUCAGGUCUUCGUGGGCUCCCAUGUCCCGCCUCCACCGUCGGACGUGGAACUCCUCCUAGAGGAGUUUGUGGAGUGGCUGAAGUCAGACGAGGCCAAUGCCAUGCACCCGGUGCAGUUUGCAGCACUGGCCCACUACAAACUAGUCUACAUCCACCCCUUUCUGGAUGGAAACGGAAGGACUUCCCGUCUGCUGAUGAACCUGAUCCUGAUGCGAGCGGGCUACCCUCCUAUCAUCGUUAAAGUCGGUCAAAGACACGAGUACUACGAAGCCAUCAAGAAAGGAAAUGUUGGGGACAUUAGGCCCUUCAUCCGAUUCAUCGCCAGGUGUACGGAAAACAUGUUAGACGCUCUUUUAUGGCUGACAACAGAAUCUUCCUCCUACGCUCUUCCAGAACUCAUCGGGAACAGCUAUGAAAAAAUUGCUGAGAGUAUACCUGCGUAUUAAUUCUAAUCUCUUUAAUUUGUUUAACUUCACUGAUGCGGUCGAUCAUGUUAACUGGGAAUUCUUUCGCUCCUGUUAUCAAAAUUUUGAAGACAACAGCAAGUAGCCCAUUUGAAGCACAUGUCCAUGUAUUAGAGGCAAGAUGCAUGUAGGAUAUGCUAUUUCAAGUGGGUAAAUUUGAGUAUAUAAUGAAAAAGCUCGUAAUGAUCUCAGGUCACAGUGUCAAAUAUUUAUGCAUUUGCUACUGUUAUCAGGCAUGCCACUUGGACUUUACAAGACUAGGUACAGUGUUCAUCAAUUCUCAAUGGCAUGAGUAUGAAGUAAAAAAUGAGGAAAUCAGCUGAUCCGAGGAAAAGUUGCAUGCCUGUUACCCAUAUGACAAAUCUGGCCAUCUGGUUUAAACAACACUGAACACUACUCGAUCUGAGAAAGGCUUAGUCC